Molecule: messenger RNA, 1038 nt
Organism: Nematostella vectensis (starlet sea anemone)
Lineage: Eukaryota; Metazoa; Cnidaria; Anthozoa; Actiniaria; Edwardsiidae
Product: lysine-specific demethylase 8
Exons: 1
Coding region: 88-984 (298 amino acids)
Molecular function (GO): 2-oxoglutarate-dependent dioxygenase activity
Source: RefSeq, a predicted model, not a curated record
GACUAUAGUUAUUCCUUUUUUUAACGUACUAGAAUAAAAACCGAGGGUUGGGUUACCCUGUGGCUUUAAGUUCUUCUCGGAUUCAAAAUGGCGGGCGCUGCAGACCCACCUAGUCUGGAAAAGCAAGUAGGUCUUCGUCCCUUACCCGUAAAGGUUUUGGAAAGCAUUAGCCCUGACAUUUUUAACCAUUUUUUCAGAAGUAGAGCUCCAGUAGUAUUUAAAGGUUUUGUAAAGGCUUGGAAACCCUGCCAAAUGUGGACUCCGCUAUAUUUGAAAACACGCCUGGGAGAGACUUGCCAAACAUUAUCUGUUAUGGUCUCCCACGACAACGAACGCUUUGUGGAUAACAAUGACUUUACAUCAAGGAAAAUGCUCACUGCUGAAGAGAUGAUUAAUGCAGUGUUUGAAAGUAAUCUUAACAACAGACCCGAAAAUCAGAGACUGUAUUUCAGAUCGUCUUCAAUGCCAACUGCUCUUCACAAUGAUAUCUGCAUCGAUUCUCAAAUGCGCGAACUUUUCGACAAAGUCUCUCCGAUCGUAGCCACAGAAUCCGGAGACGAUGAAAACAAUUUUGAGCAGUUUGUCUCAGCCAUUUUUCGACAACAUACAACCCAAUUAUGGGUAGGAACCGCAGGAAACAUUACCCCAUUGCACUAUGAUAGAAACCAUGGACUCCUUAUGCAAAUACGAGGUCAAAAAAAGAUCAUACUAUUUUCAACUGAAGAUACCAAUUUUCUCUAUCCAUUUCCUGGCUACUCAGAAAAAUCGCACAUCAGCAAAGUUAAUCUAAGGGAUGUUAAUGUUAAUGUCUUUCCUAAGUUCGUCGAAACACAACCUUACUGCUGUUUAAUCAAUAAAGGUGACAUGUUGUAUAUUCCGCCAUUUUGGUGGCAUGACGUGACGUCAUUGGAUAAUUGUGUUUCUGUCACGCUAUCAUGGGACAUCUCAGGCCUUCAUGAAAUCCCACUACAAAUGCUUCGAUAACGUUGAAACAAUAGUUUUCCCAAGAACCACAGGAUUAUAAUCUCCCCUUCAAGU